Molecule: messenger RNA, 936 nt
Organism: Epithele typhae
Lineage: Eukaryota; Fungi; Basidiomycota; Agaricomycetes; Polyporales; Epitheliaceae
Product: cell cycle checkpoint
Exons: 7
Coding region: 1-936 (311 amino acids)
Biological process (GO): nucleotide-excision repair; mitotic DNA replication checkpoint signaling; meiotic DNA integrity checkpoint signaling
Cellular component (GO): checkpoint clamp complex; site of double-strand break; nucleolus
Source: RefSeq, a predicted model, not a curated record
AUGCGAUUCCGUACAAAUAUCACGAACAUCGAAACCUUCAUCAAAAUCAUCCAGUCUGUAGAGAAGUUGCAGAAACGAUGCACCAUCAAACUCUGUGAACAGGAAAUUCGGGUCAUCUGUAAUGGUGAUGCCAACGAAGGAGGCAUCCAGGUCUGGUCGUCAAUCAAAGCCUCGUCACUGUUCACGGAUUACCGCGUCCAGUCCAAUUCCAGCAAUGAGAUUGUGAUCACCCUGUCUUCAGAGGCUCUGCUAGCGGCUCUUCGCUCAGCUGCAGGACCAGGGCAAGAGUCGAAGAACCUGUUCUCGGGUAGGGACACCAAGGUGGUGAUGAAAUUGGCCAAGAACCGUGACAGGGAGUCUGUGCUUGCGCUCGAUAUCACAAGCACGAACGCUCUGGGCAAAACCAUGACUAUCGUGCAACAGCUCGUUAUCGACGUGGCGAAACACGCCGAAAUAGAACGUCUUCGGGAGCCGAUGUGCCCUGAGCCCGAUGUACACAUACUUCUGCCACCUCUAGCAAAGCUACGCGCAGUCAUUGACCGUCUAAAGCCUCUCGCUAACGACGGCAUCUCAUUUCGUGCCAAUCAUUCCGGCGACCUUCAACUCUCCGUCAGCACAGAUAAUGCUCGCGUCGAGAUUGCAUGGACCGGCUUGUCUAACCCUCCCAUGACACGAGAUCCUGCGGGGCAAGGACAGGGAUCGCAGGCUUCACAGGCUCAGAGUGAAGAAGAGAAGGACCCGAAGCAACUGCAUGGUGUCCUCGUAUCUCACAAGGCACUUUCAAGGUUCCUGAACAGUCAUGUAGUCUCGACGACUACUAUUGCCUGUAUAUGCUCCGGACAUUGCAUGAUACUCUAUGUCUACAUUGGGAGUAUUGCCGAUGCUGGAGGCGUACUUACGUUCUAUAUUCCCGCCCAAUUUGACGACAAGUUCUAA